Ceutorhynchus assimilis (cabbage seed weevil) is the source of this 390-nucleotide messenger RNA. Lineage: Eukaryota; Metazoa; Arthropoda; Insecta; Coleoptera; Curculionidae. The record is from the annotation of a GenBank genome assembly.
AUGACGAAAAAGAACGACACACCGAAAAAAAUCGCUAAAAAAAAACAAGAAGUAUUCUUUGUAGUUAAAAACAUUCCCAGGCAUCAGUCUUGUUCAAGAGAAAUGCUCCAAGUGAUGAGACGCUUACAAGACAGCACCAAAUUCAUGAUUAAUAAAGCACCAUUUGCCAGACUGAUCCGAGAAAUAUUGCAAUCCUGUUCACAAGAAAAAAGGAUAACCGUGGAAGCCUUAGAAGCCCUACAACUGAUAGCCGAAACUUGUCUGACUGAUUUGUUCAUCGAUGCCAAUGCAUGUGCAGCCCAUGCUAAAAGAGUGGCUAUUCAACCAGUGGAUAUAAAACUAGUUGGAACAUUGAGAGGAGUUAUAGACCCAGGUUUCAACUUCAGAUAA